Messenger RNA from Abrus precatorius (Indian licorice), 2986 nucleotides. RefSeq names its product protein SUPPRESSOR OF GENE SILENCING 3-like. Gene Ontology annotation, biological process: regulatory ncRNA-mediated gene silencing; defense response to virus. Bases 630 to 2582 code for a protein of 650 amino acids. The record is from RefSeq and is a predicted model, not a curated record. NCBI's taxonomy places the organism in Eukaryota, Viridiplantae, Streptophyta, Magnoliopsida, Fabales, Fabaceae. The transcript has 5 exons.
CAAUUUUAGUAUUAAUAUCGACUUUACUAACAGUAAUUCAAAUAACCGUUGUCAGGUGUAUUCUAGUUACUAUGGCAAAUUUUUCUUUCAUCGUUUACUAUCUCAUCUUUACUCAAAGGCCAGGUAACUUUAAAAAUUUGAACGUACGGUAAGCGUUAAUUUUGGUGAAUAAAGUUUUAAAGUCCGAAAUACGACAAACUUGAGAGACGAGGCUGAGUCAACUCUGACUUCCCUUUGCUCUUUCCUGAAUUGCUCCUUCCUUCCUUCCUUUCUUCAGUACCAACGCAACUCUUUCCAUUCUCUGUUAGCUUUCUCACUCAGACUACUCAGUUACUCUUUUCAUUCCAUUCCUCACUCACUCUCUGAUCUAAACUUUUUUGUUGCUUUUUAAUUCAACUCGGAAUCUGUUCUAAGUCAUUUUUAGGCACCAUAUGCUUAAUAUUAGUAUUGUUGAUAUACUGUGUUGAAUACUAGAAAUGAAAGAGUUUAAUUUUGAUUCACUGUUUGUUUGUGUAAAAUUUUUUAUUUCAACCAUCAAUCAUUUGUCUACCGGAACAUCACAGAUUCCAUGUUUUUGUGCUUGACUUGACAACAACCAUGAUCCAGAUUCCAGUACUGAGCUCGUAGAAAUGAAUUCAAACAGAGGGGGUGAAAGACCUUUCACUAUGGCAAACGAUGAUUAUUCUUCCAAGGGGAAAAACAUAUUGGAAUCUCAUCCAGAAACUGAGCAAUUAACUCAAGGUGUUGCUGAGGAAGAUGAUGGGGAAUGGGUGGUAUAUGCAAGGAAAUCUAAGAGUAAGGCUAGAAGCAGUGCUACUAAACCAUGGAGUCCUCCAGUUCAUAAUUCUAAUUCUAGAGGAGUGGGAAAUACAGAGAUGACUCAAAAGCCGGUCAAUCGGAAUCAUGGUGGAGUUGGAAGGGCUUCUGGCAGUAGAAAUCCUUGGCAGUCCCAAAAUGACAACUUCAAGAGACCUGUCAGCGGAGGAAAUGAAAUGCCGCAGUUGAUUACUAGUGAAUCUGAAAGCAACAGUGUGACUUCAAACCCAUUUAUUCAACCUCCGCUGGAGCAUGGGUGGAAUUGGAAAUCUAGAACUGGUUCUAAACAGUCCAAGAGUGGUGAUGAUAGCCUGGUAAAGGAUGAAAUUACAGUAGAGUCCCCUGUGAAGAAUGAUAGUGUUGAUGAUGAGGGGGAGGAGGGCUUUGAUGUUAUGGAAGACACUGAUGACGAUCUAAUCAGUGAUGAUUAUGAUUCUGAUACUAGUCAAAAGAGCCAUGAAACUCGUAAGAAGAACAAAUGGUUUAAGAAAUUCUUUGAGAUUUUGGAUUCCCUAAAUGUUGAAAAGAUAAAUGAAACUGAAAGGCAGUGGCACUGUCCAGCUUGUCGAGGUGGUCCUGGUGCUAUUGAUUGGUAUAGUGGGCUGCAACCUCUUUUGACUCAUGCUAAAACAAAGGGGUCAAAAAGGGUGAAGAUCCAUAGGGAGUUUGCUGAGCUUUUGGAUGAGGAAUUGCGCAGAAGAGGUACUUUGGUAAUUCCAGCUGGGGAAGUAUUUGGUAAGUGGAAAGGCUUAAAAGAUGAGGAUAAAGAUCAUGAAAUAGUUUGGCCUCCGAUGGUUGUUAUUCAGAAUACAAGGCUUGAACAGGAUGAAAAUGACAAGUGGAUAGGUAUGGGUAACCAGGAGCUUCUUGAUUAUUUUAGCUCGUAUGCUGCUAUGAAAGCUCGACACUCUUAUGGCCCGCAGGGUCAUCGGGGGAUGAGUGUUUUGAUAUUUGAAGCCUCAGCUGUAGGUUAUCUUGAGGCUGAGUGCCUGCACAAGCAUUUUGCAGAACAAGGAACUGAUCGAGAUGCAUGGUUUAGUCACUACCGUAAAUUGUUCCUCCCUGGUGGCAGGCGACAACUCUAUGGAUACAUGGCUGUAAAAGAAGACCUGGAUUUUUUCAACAGGCAUUCCCAAGGUAAAUCUAGACUCAAAUAUGACAUGAGAUCUUAUCAGGAGAUGGUUGUAAACCAACUUCGGCAAAUGAGUGAGGACAAUCAACAACUUAUUUAUUUCAAGGACAGGGACGUCAAAAAAGAAAAACACGCAAAAGCUCUUGAAGAAUCUUUGGGUAUAGUGACUGAGAAGCUGCGAAGGACGAUGGAGGAAAAUCGUAUUGUGAGGUUGAGAACUAAAAUGCAACAUGAAGAGAACAAGGAAGAGAUGUACAUGCAAGAACAAUUUUUCAAGGAUCAGAUCAAAAUCAUUCACGAUUCAAGGACUGAAAAGGAAGAAGAUUUUGAGAGGAUGCAACAAGAGAAACGUGAGAAGGUGAAGCAGUUAAGUGCUGGUCAUUUAAAUGAAGAGGAAAGGAGAGUCAAGUCGGAUGAAUAUCUAAAAUUUGUUGAAUUUCAAGAUAAAGAAAUGGAAAACUUUGUUGCUGAAGAGGAGAAACUCCGUCAAGCUCAUAAAGACAACAUUGCUGCAAUGACCCGGAGAUAUUGGGAGGAAAAGGUGCAGUGGGAGGAAAAGUUUAAUAAGGAACUAGCCAAGCUGAUGGAGAAGUACUCCCUAUCUCACCCAGAAACAAAGUCCAAUGGUAUCUGAUGAUAGGGUGUAGCACAGUGCGGACAAAAAGAUUAAUGCAGCAAACUAAACAGAGAAAAUAAAUGGAUAGAUUGUUCCAAGUUGAAGACCCCAAACGUCAGCAUUUUAGUAUUGGAAGACAAUAUGCCUGGAGAUUGAAAGCUGGCCAAAAUACAGUUGUCAUUGCUUAUUUUCUGUUCUUUGGGACUAGAGGCUAGAACUUUUGACGUGUUUGGUUGUUUAAAAAUUUAAUGAAUAGCAGCAACUUUAGAUGCAGGGUGUGAAUGGGUAUGAAUGGAAGCCUGAUAGAUAUAUGGGAUGGUGCUUCCUUGGAAAAUUGGUAUCAUUAGUCAAGCCUGCCUCUGCUGCUUCAAAAUAGCCUGAUUCAACAUCUUCAUAAAAAUAUAUUUAAUGGUCUUAAAUAU